Piliocolobus tephrosceles (Ugandan red Colobus) is the source of this 779-nucleotide messenger RNA. Its product is annotated as Y+L amino acid transporter 1-like. Gene Ontology annotation, molecular function: L-amino acid transmembrane transporter activity; basic amino acid transmembrane transporter activity. Lineage: Eukaryota; Metazoa; Chordata; Mammalia; Primates; Cercopithecidae. The record is from RefSeq and is a predicted model, not a curated record. The annotation marks the transcript as partial. Gene Ontology annotation, cellular component: membrane. The transcript is spliced from 2 exons. Gene Ontology annotation, biological process: amino acid transmembrane transport.
AACCUGCUUAUAUCCAGGACCAAGGAGGCAAUGCCAGGAAGCUGGUGAAGGGUUUCCUCUCCUCCACCAUGGUUGACAGCACUGAGUAUGAAGGGGCCUCCCAACCUGAGGUGGAAACCUCCCCUUUGGGUGAUGGGGCCAGCCCAGGGCCAGAGCAGGUAAAGCUGAAGAAGGAGAUCUCACUGCUUAACGGCGUGUGCCUGAUUGUGGGGAACAUGAUCGGCUCGGGCAUCUUUGUUUCCCCCAAGGGUGUGCUCAUAUACAGUGCCUCCUUUGGUCUCUCUCUGGUCAUCUGGGCUGUCGGGGGCCUCUUCUCCGUCUUUGGGGCCCUUUGUUAUGCGGAACUGGGCACCACCAUUAAGAAAUCUGGGGCCAGCUAUGCCUAUAUCCUGGAGGCCUUUGGAGGAUUCCUUGCUUUCAUCAGACUCUGGACCUCCCUGCUCAUCAUUGAGCCCACCAGCCAGGCCAUCAUUGCCAUCACCUUUGCCAACUACAUGGUACAGCCUCUCUUCCCAAGCUGCUUGGCCCCUUAUGCUGCCAGCCGCCUGCUGGCUGCUGCCUGCAUCUGUAAGUAGGGCUGGGGCAGGAGGUGGUGGAUGGAGGGCCGGGCAGAGGCUGGGAUGUGAGUGCAGUCUGGGAGUAAGAAGGAGAUAGAAAGGAAUGCCUCUGACAACAUAUAUAUAUAUAUAUACACACACAUACACACAACUAUAUAUAUACAACUAUAUACACAACUCUCUCUCUAUAUAUAUAUAUAGUUAAAUUAAUGUAUGCUUAGU